AUGACAUUUAAAUGUCAAACAAAAAUAUUAUCAAUAUUAACUCAACAAUCAUUAACAAUUUAUUUAAUAUUUUCUUUAAAUAUUUUAAUUUUAAAUGCUGAUCAACAAUUGCCAGCUCAAGAAAAGGAAAAUAAUAAUAAAGAAAAUAAUUCUCCUGUCCAAACAAAUUGUGUUGAUUCGGAUCCAAAAUGUUCUUUAUGGGCUAGUCAAGGAGAAUGCCAAACUAAUGCUAUUUGGAUGAUGACAAAUUGUCGACAGUCCUGUCAAAGUUGCCAAGGCGGUGAUCGUGCCUGGCAAUUACGAAGUGAAUUAACUAAAAACUAUGAUAAUUCAACUUCUGCAAAUGCUACAAGACUUGUUUCUGUUGAAAGUGUUAGAAUACAACAUAUGGAAAUUGAUGAAAAUAAAGAACAAGCUCGAGUUUUUGGAAGACUUGUACUUUCCUGGAAUGACUCCAAAGUUAGCUGGGAUAGAGAAAGUUGGGGUUUGUCUUGGCUAAACUUCUAUUGGGUACAGGUGUGGACACCACAACUUUUACAAAUUAACGCGUUGGACCGUCAACGUAUUUGCUACCAAUUUGAUGAUAAAAGAUAUUUUGCUGUUAAAUUUAUUGUUUCAGAAGAAGUUCGUAAUCGACAGCAUGAGUCUAUUCAAGAUGCUCAUGUUUCUGGUUGGGAUAUUGAACAGUUGGAUAUUUCUGACAGCAAAUACACAGUGCAAAUAUUGGGUGACUGGCGUCAAAACCCCUUCGAUAUUCAAACCACAAAUUGCGAACUCUGUAUUGAAUUACGGCGCUCAGCAGUUUAUUAUUUUACUGAAAUGGUCUGUCCAGCAUUGGUUAGCUCUGUAUUGACACUUUCUUCUGUCCUCUUUCAAUUAGCGUUGGGACAACCAGCAAUGCUUUGUUUUAGUAUUUUGUGCCAAUUAAUGGGAUUACAAUUAUUAAAUGCUCGAUUACCUUCUUAUACUGGAACAGUACCGACAAUAUUAAAAUACACUUCUUUCAAUCUACUAAUCAGUAGUUUCCUCCUACUCUCAACAAUUGUUUUGCGACGAAUUUCUCAAGCUAAUUCCAACAUCCCCCUCCCACGUUUUAUCUACACACUUAGCAGUCUCUUAGAUAAAUGCAUGCCAUUGCCAAAAGGUGGAAAAGAUUUACUUGAGGAAAACAGUGAUAAUGGAAAUACUCCACUUGGAAAUUAUUCAGAAAUUGCUUUAACUUUAAAUAAUUCAUUAUUUUCUGCAGCAAUAUUUAUUUAUAUUUUGGCUUUCAUUUUCUCCUUUCUUUUAUGA
Molecule: messenger RNA, 1293 nt
Organism: Meloidogyne enterolobii
Lineage: Eukaryota; Metazoa; Nematoda; Chromadorea; Rhabditida; Meloidogynidae
Source: the annotation of a GenBank genome assembly